Messenger RNA from Coregonus sp. 'balchen', 3972 nucleotides. NCBI's taxonomy places the organism in Eukaryota, Metazoa, Chordata, Actinopteri, Salmoniformes, Salmonidae. The record is from the annotation of a GenBank genome assembly.
GACAACCCAUUCCGCCAGAGGUUUUCUCAGAGGAUGGAGAAGGAAACAUGACUCUGAAUGACUUCCUAGAUAAGUUCUCAUUGCUGAGUGAGAUGUCUCCACGAGACCUGAAGGCCUACUAUGCAUUUAAAAUCUACAGUCAGUGUGCCAAAAUUAAUAUUGUCUAGUCAAUCAUAGAAAGGGAAGUUACUAAGCAAACAGACACACAAAGCAAUGUCUAAGACAAGGUCCAUAGAAGAAGGGAUCAGACCUGGGUUCAAAUACUAUUUAAAAUCUAUGGACUAUUGUCAUGGAUAACUAUUAAUAUUUAAGGAGCAACAUACAAAGGGUCUCAUUCUUGCAGCCAUGGAGGUGAGUAGCUGGAGCAGAGGCUAUAGAUGUACAGUAUAAUAACCACGCUUGGAGGACCAAAGUGUUGUGAAUGAUUGAUAAGGGCAUUAUAGAGGAGUCCAGCCAGCCUACAGUGCCUUCAGAAAGUAUUCACACCCCUUUACUUUUUCCACAUUUUGUUGUGUUACAGCCUGAAUUUAAAAUAGAUUAAAUUGAGAUUUUGUGUCACUGGCCUACACACAACGCCCCAUAAUGUCAAAGUGGAAUUAUGUUUUUCUAAGUUGAAAUGUCUUGAGUCAAUAAGUAUUCAACCCCUUUGUUAUGGCAAGCCUAAAUAAAGUCACAUAAUAAGUUGCUUGGACUCUGUGUGCAAUAAGUGUUUAACAUGAUUUUUGAAUGACCUAAUCUCUGUACCCCACACAUACUGUACAAAUAUCUCUAAGGUCCCACAGUCAAGCAGUGAAUUUCAACCACAAAGACCAGGGAGGUUUUCCAAUGCCUCGCAAAGAAGGGCACCUAUUGGUAGGUUACAUUUUUUUUUAAAUAUCCCUUUAAACAUGGUGAAGUUAUUAAUUACACUUUGGAUGGAGUAUCAAUACAUCCAGUCACUGCAAAGACACAGGCGUCCUUCCUAACUCAGUUGCCGGAUAGGAAGGAAACAGCUCAGGGAUUUCACCAUGAGGCCAAUGGUGACUUUACAACAGUUACAGAGUUUAAUGGCUGUGAUAGGAGAAAACUGAGGAUGGACCAGGAACAUUGUAGUUACUCCACAAUACAAACCUAAUUGACAGAGUGAAAAGAAGGAAGCCUGUACAGAAUAAAACAUAUUCCAAAACAUGCAUCCUGUUUCAACAAGGUAAUACUGCAAAAAUGUGGCAAAGCAAUUAACCUUUUUUCCUAAAUAAAAAGUGUUAUGUUUGGGUCAAAUCCAAUACAACGCAUUACUGAGUACCACUCUCCAUAUUUUCAAGCAUAGUGGUGGCUGCAUCAUAUUAUGGGUAUGCUUGCAAUCAUUAAGGGCUGGGGAGUUUUUCAGGAUAAAAAAGAAAACGGAAUGGAGCUAAGCACAGGACACCUGGUUCAGUCCGCUUUCCACCAGACACUGGGAGAUUAAUUCACAUUUCAGCAGGACAAUAACGUAAAACAUAAGACCAAAUCUACACUAGAGUUGCUUACCAAGAAGACAGUGAAUGUUCCUGAGUGGCCAAGUUACAGUUUUGACUUAAAUCUACAUGAAAAUCUAUGGCAAGACCUGAAAAUGGUUGUCUAGCAAUGAUUUGACAGAGCUUGAAUAAUUUUGAUAAGAAUAAUGUGCAAAUAUUGCGCAAUCCAGGUGUGGAAAGUGCUUAGAGACUUACUCAGAAAAACUCACAGCUGUAAUCGCUGCCAAAGGUGCUUCUAUAAAGUAUUAACUCAGGGGUGUGAAUACUUAUCUAAAUUAGAUAUCUAUGCAUUUCAUUUUCAAUAUAUUUGCAAAAAUGUCAAAAAUGUUUUUCCCACUUUGUCAUUAUGGGGUAUUGUGUGUCGGUUUUGAAUUCAGGCUGUAACACAAGAAAAUGUGGAAUACGUCAAGGGGUAUGAAUACUUUCAAAGGCCCUGUUUAUACACUGAGUGGACAAAACAUUAGGAACACCUCCCUAAUAUUGAGUUGCACCCCUUUUGCCCUCAGAACAGCCUCAAUUCGUCAGGGCAUGGACUCUACAAGGUGUCGAAAGCGUUCUACAGGUAUGCUGGCCCAUGUUGACUCCAAUGCAUCCCGCAGUUGUGUCAAGUUUGCUGGUACUGAAUCUCUACUCCGAAUAGCUCGUUCCAUCUCAUCCCACAGAUGCUCAAUUGGAUUGAGAUCUGGUGACUGGGCAGGCCACUGCAGGCAGCUGAAUUCACUCAUGUUCGUGGAACCAUUCCUGGACAAUCCUAGCCUUGUGGCAUGGGGCAUUAUGGAGCAAUUAUGUUCAGAUAUCCUGCGGCAUUCAAACGUUGCCCCACUUUUAUCAAGGGGCCCAAUGUGUGCCAUGAAAACACACCCCACACCACCACUACUAGCCUGCAAUGUUGACACGCGGCAUGAUGGAUGCAUGUACUCAUGUGGUUUUCUCCAUACCCUAGUCCUCCCAUCAGCGUGAAACAGCAGGAACCGGGAUUCAUCAGACCAGGCAAUGUUUUUCCAAAUCUCAAGUGUUUUCGUUCCUUAGCUCACUGCAAGCGCAGUUUCUUGUUUUUUGCUGAAAGAAGUAGAACUCUAAGGUCGUCAGCUGCCAUACCCCAUUCGCGUCAAGGUAAGACGAGUUGUGCCUUUUUUUAAUGGGUCUUUGCCCACCAAUGUUGUACUGGACUGUCAGUUGACUAACUGUAGCCCAUCUGUUGCUCUGCACAAUUUGUGUCAGCCUCCUUUGUCCUCUUUCAUCAAUUACCCGUUUUCGACCACUGGCCAGCCGUUGGCUGGAUGUCCUUUGUGUGGUGGACUAUUCCUGAUACACACGGGAAACUGUUGACGUUGAAAAAUCCAGCAGCGUUGCAGUUCUUGACACUCAAACUGGUGCGCCUGGCACCUACUACCAUACCCCGUUCAUAGGCACUUAAAUCUUUUGUCUUUUCCAUUUACCCUCUGAAUGGCACACAUACACAAUUCAUGUCUCAAUUGUCUCAAGGCUUAAAAAUCUUUCUUUAACCUGUCUCCUCCCCUUCAUCUACACUGAUUGAAGUGGAUUUAACAGGUGACAUCAAUAAGGGAUCAUAGCUUUCACCUGGUCAGUCUACACUCAGUGUACAUGUAGCCUGGCUGUACAAAAAAGGCCUUGUAUGGUUUGUGGCACCAGUCCCCCUAAUUAACCGGCGAUGACAGAUGAAGAUGUUUCACCGCAGGCGGAGGUGCGGAGACACGACCACGGUCAUGGGUCAAUUAACAUUUUCAGCCAUUCAUUCAUAAAAGAAAAUGCAUAGGAAAUGUAGGAAAGCUCCAUUCAGAAAGGCUUAGUUACUGGACAAAAAGACAAAAGCAUCUGAACUGGCCUUUUUAUCUCAAUAGUUAACCCAGGAUGAGGUCUGUUGGUUAUGUUAAGGCACAUGGAAAUUUGUAAACAACCUAGUCGUCAUACAUAGUCAUAAGUCAUACAUCAUACACAGUAUUACACAAUGACAGCUUCUAUUCACAAUUGUUGAUUAGACCCUUUCACCACCUCUGUGGACUGACUGACAGACUGACAUGGUUAACAACCUCAUUGAAGUGAAACAAUCAACAAAGGCCACAACAUCAAAACAGGACUUAGUGCAUACAAAUUGGCUAUUUUACAUUCUUAUCCAGAGACACUUUGUCUAAAGUAGACUUAACAACAGCAUAACUUUAGUCAACACAAGCUAAACAAAAUAAGCUGUAAAGUAAAAGAGGCUAAAGUAAAAACAUAAAACAGACAAUGUCUUUGAGGCUAGUAGACCACCUAGCUUACUCUGUUCUUCCUCCUCAAUAAUAACUUCCUGUGUAAGUCUGACCUGGAGAAGACCCUGAACAAGCUGACGCGGAACGAGCUGAUGGAGGACGAGGUGCGGAUGGUGUGUGAGAAGGUGAUCGACAAGGCCGACCUGGACAACGAUGGACGGCUCUCUGGAGGACUUCCAGCACAUGAUCGUCCUUUCGCCAGACUUCCU